Effrenium voratum is the source of this 2663-nucleotide messenger RNA. The record is from the annotation of a GenBank genome assembly. Lineage: Eukaryota; Dinophyceae; Suessiales; Symbiodiniaceae.
CACAGAAAUCAAGCCAAUUUUGUGCUGGGCAUGCCAUGGCAGACAGCGACAGUGGCGAUGAAGUGUUCGAACUGGAGCCGGAUUCAGACAACGCACCGUGGGGUGAAAGCAACGGCAGUGCAAGCGAUGAAGUGAUCGAGCUGGAGGAGCAUGAGAACAGUGCGCCACAGCGUGAAAGCAACGGCAGUGACACAGAUGAAGUCAUCGAAUUGGACGGGGAUGACGAAGAGUACGAGGUAUUGAAGUCUGACAGUGAAGGAAGCUCUGCAUUCAGUACCAGUAAUUCUUUGGAGAAUGAAGGUGACGACACUUGCGAGGAUGCACCUGAAGUUGAGCUACUAACGGACGCUGAUUCAAGAUCGAAUGCACAGAUUGAGAUGGUCAAGGAGGUGCAAGCGAUUGACAGUGAUUUGCUGAAGCAGUGCAUGGACUAUUGCAGUCAUGCAUGGCCAUCCGAGGACGGCUAUGACAUGUUGCUAUCAAAACUUCUUCCAGAUGUGCAAAGCCUGCCAGAACCAAACCCUGCUGACCUGUCAACGCUUGCGUUUUCAGAUUCAGGCGAGUCCGAACCAGAAGCUGCAGUGCCGAUUGGUCAAGUCGGUUUGGACCCCUCAGCCUUGAAUCCCAGUUUGAAAUCAAAACAGGCCAAGAAUGUGCACAUGCAGCGUCUUUUGCACAAGGAGGCAGAGAAGAAGAGACAAGAACAUUCCUUAGAUGGGAAUGCCGAUGUGAAGAAGCAGCAGACAGAUUUGCUGGAGCCAUUGUUGACUGACCUAGGUUGGUCAUCCCAAGACAUACAGAUGCUUGUGGAGAGAUGCAACCAUGACACAAAGGAAAUCCAGAAGGAGGUGGAUAGCAUCAUUGCGUCUGCAGCCACCAGUGAGUCAACAUCUUGGUUUACCAGUGUCAAACGCAGACAUCAGCGUGAGGCUGGACUGAAGCAACUGAAAAAGCAGGAGAUGGGUCAUUUGAAGAACAACUUCGGACGGGUCAUGCGCGAGCUGGAGGCUCCAAGUGGCAAGAAGGAAAGGGAAAGCACUGAACAGGUGGAGCCACUUCCCCGGAAGGAGGAGCCCAUGCCUGAGGUUUCUUCCGUUCAGCAGAUGAAUCGCUCGGAAUGCAGAAGAUUGCUCCAACAGAUGAAGCCGCUACUCCACGCCCCCGCAGCGCUUUAUAAGGCUUUAGCAAAACGAGCCUUGGAUGAGUACUGCAAGGCAAAGCCCCUUUGCUUCUUUGAUUGCCGCCGCAUUACCUUCUGGCAAUUUAACGGCGACGAGGGCAGGCAUCGAAGUGGUCGCUAUGCUGGCACUCGAUUCUUCGAGUAUUUGCUGGAGUCCGAGGCAGGGCUUCUCGCGCGGCUAUCUGCGAUUCAUCCCAUCGCGGCAGUCUACAUGCUCCACACCAUGAUGGAAUCCCAGAACGUGAUCACUCCUGUCUUUCAAGAGGUCGGACGCUACGUCGGAGAGCGAAUCUCGAACUUAGAUCGAGAUGCUCUCGGGCGGCUUCCUCUCAUUUUUGCCAAGGCCGGCGUGCGAAAUCCGGGGCUUCUCAUCGUGGUGAAGCAGGAGUGCCUGCGCCGAUGCAAAUUGAAGGAAGGACCGCACAGUCUGUCACCCAAGGUGAUCACUGACGUGCUGCUGGCUUUCGCGAUCACCAAGACCGUGGAUGAGGAGUUGUUCGAGGCCAUGAUGCUGAGAGCGGUCUCCCUGCUGGACACAGCCCUGCUGCCGGAGCUGCCGGCAGAGCUUUGCGCACCAGUCAUCAGCUCCUUUGGCAAGGUGCCAGCUGCGCCCUUCCUGCUCCAGGACCUGGUUCAGCUAUGCCGCUCAUUCCUGGACCUGCAAUGCGUGGACCAGCAGUUUUUUGAUGACGUGUCCGACUACAUCGUGCGGGCGUUGCGAUUGCCAGACGCGGAAACCAUCGAUUGGUUCAUCAGGAAUCCCUCUUCCACACUGCCGCAGAUUGCACAGAUUUACGUCAAGGCGCAGAUCUUCAGCUCGGAUCUCUUUGCAGCUCUGAAAUGGAUCGCAUCCAGGCGGAAGGAGGAUUUGAGAGCAGACAGCCUGAAGCAGCUCCAGAACAGUUUCCAAGCUCAGAAGCGAGAAGAGGAGAAGCAGGAGAGGAAACGCCACCAGCCGCCCAGGCGCCGGGGCGCCAUGGGCCGCGCAUUGGUGGAGCACGUGCCAGAGGUGCGCGUGCAGACCCGCAAGGAGAAGGCUCGCGAUCUGCGGCAGCGUCUGGCCGCGAUGACGGAGGAGGAGGUCUUGAAGGAAGUCGCGGAAGCGGAGGAGUUGGCGGGCUACAGCGCCUCCGCCAAAGUGCUGCUCAGCGGAAUCAAAAUGGAGGCACUUCUCGAAGCGCAGGAGGGACCCAAGGAUGGAAAGCGUACCAAGAGCGAGGUUAUGGAAGCCUCGACCUCCAUUAGCAUUCGGUCGCUGGUCAAGGGGAAGAAGGCACGGCACGAGGAGCUUAGCGCCUCAGCCAAGGCUGAGGCGCGGAAACACGCCAGGCAAAAGAAGUAAAGAAGUCAAAAGCCUGAGACGGCGAUCGAUGGAAAACUUGCAGCGCGAAUGAGUCUUCUGGGUGAAGGGGCUCUCUGCGUGCGUGCGUGGGUGCAAGGGUUCGUGGGUGCGUGGGCGCGUGGGCGCGCGGGUGCGUGGGUG